This is a messenger RNA of Psylliodes chrysocephalus, 441 nucleotides long. Lineage: Eukaryota; Metazoa; Arthropoda; Insecta; Coleoptera; Chrysomelidae. The record is from the annotation of a GenBank genome assembly.
AUGCAACAAAUCACUUACCAAAAAAUAGCAAUAUCUAUGAACAACUGUGGAUAUAAUUUCACAUGGGAGCAGUAUUGUAACAGAAUAAAAACUUUAAGAACAAAGUAUAAAGAAAUUAUUGAUCAUAACAAUACAUCUGGAAAUCAUAGGAAGGAUUGGCAAUAUUUUCAGGUGAUGAAAGAGUAUAUGGUUGAUAAACCAAAUGUCCGACCAAAGCAUCACUGCUCUAGCUUAAUGCUCAUCCAGAAAUAUGCAGACGAUAAAGAAAAUAUGUCCUCUACCUCUAAUUCAGAUAAUUCAGAGGCUGCAGGUCCCCCAACAAGUAUCGCAGGGCCUUCAACAAGUACCGCAGGGACUUCAACAAGUACCGCAGGGUCUUCAACAAGUACAGCAGGUGCCUCAAAAAGAGAAUUACAUCAAGUCCCAAAGCCAAUCUUUUAA